UCUUUUAGAACCAAAAAAAUCAUUAAAAAUGCCGUAGUAAAACCAAGUUCCAAGAACAAAAUUCCAGUUUAAGCCAUAACAAAAUCCGUAUAAGCCAUGAAGGACGACGACGAGGAGGAGGAAAACACCUUCGGUGUCACCAGAUACCCCUGCAUGCCGUCUCUGGUGGCCCUUCAGCAGAUGCGAAAUCGUCUCCAUUUGGCCUUCCUCGGACGGAAGCUUAUGAAAUGGACCAUGACAGCCACCGGACGGGAGAUGAGGCGAAUUGCUGGAGAGAUCGACGCAAUAUACAAAGGGUUUGACGCAGAUUUACGUAACGCUUACAUACUUUUGGCAAGAAGUCGCUAUUUCCAUCCGAGCCUCAAUCAGAUGGUUUUGGAGAACAUACCCAAUAAGGCUGCUGUCUUGGUAGUGCCAUCUGCGAAGGCCGUCUCGGGUGUGAAGCUUAUGAACUAUAGUAUUAUAGAGACAAGCGCACAAAACUAUGUUCAUCUGGGCUUAGAAAAGGGUGGGCAGACUAUAUUAGAGACGAAAAAGGCGUGGCUGGAACUUCUCAAACGGCUCAUUUUAAUGCUGCAAUUACGUACAAGUUUCCUAACAGUGGAGAUUUCAAACAGAGCAGCUACCAAAAAAGGCAAUGUGCUGUCAAAAAUAGUUGUACCAAGGAUAAAUUUGACGUCGAAAUAUAUUGUCUCCGAGUUGGACGAGAAAGAGAGAGAGGAGACGUUUCGUCUGAAACGUGUUAAACAAAAGAAGGUUGCGGAUAGGAAGAAAGAAGAGUUAAAGAUGAUUCAAGAGGAGAAAGAAGUAGAUAUGACAAACGAAGGGAAUGUUUUGGCAUUUCAACCCAGUUAGAUGGUGGGCUGUCUUUGUCUUCAUUUUGACGCAUCAUCGCCUCUCAGAAGUCUGAUGGCUGGAAGUCUUUUCCAAUCCAUUUUAGUAGGCAUUCACCUUCAAACUGUAGAAUCGGCUCUCUGGCUCUUCAUUAGCAGAGCAGGUAUUUAAAAAAAUAUCGUAAACUAAAAGUCGCCAAU
Pieris rapae (cabbage white) is the source of this 1034-nucleotide messenger RNA. Its product is annotated as V-type proton ATPase subunit D 1-like. Lineage: Eukaryota; Metazoa; Arthropoda; Insecta; Lepidoptera; Pieridae. The coding region runs from base 97 to 855 and encodes 252 amino acids. Gene Ontology annotation, cellular component: proton-transporting V-type ATPase complex; vacuolar membrane. The record is from RefSeq and is a predicted model, not a curated record. Gene Ontology annotation, molecular function: proton-transporting ATPase activity, rotational mechanism. The transcript has 6 exons.